Molecule: messenger RNA, 2366 nt
Organism: Colletes gigas
Lineage: Eukaryota; Metazoa; Arthropoda; Insecta; Hymenoptera; Colletidae
Product: serologically defined colon cancer antigen 8 homolog
Exons: 10
Coding region: 157-2325 (722 amino acids)
Biological process (GO): establishment of cell polarity; tube formation; neuron migration
Cellular component (GO): centrosome; centriole
Source: RefSeq, a predicted model, not a curated record
CCAAACUGUACAACAUGAUAACACAUUCGUUUCCAUAGCAUCAUCAGAAAAUGAACCUGGCAACUUACUAGGACAAGAACUUGCCACAUAAUCUAGAAUUACCUGAAGUUGAGAGAGAAUUUUUCACAUUUCACGGUUCUAACGAAUUUUGCACGAAUGAAGAGAUUAAGUUUAAAGACAAAAAAAGUAAAUGGAAUUCAAAAAGUAGAUUUAAAUAAGAAGAAGUCUACAGAUUAUACAGAAAUGGCAUAUAAAGAGGCUGUAUCAAAAUUAAAGUAUUUGCUAGCCGAUUCUUAUGUCUCGAAGCCAAUAACAGGAGGAUUACAAGGAACUAAAGAUAUUUAUCAAUUUGAUAAUACAAAAAUUAAUAAAUUUGAUGAAGAAAGAGAUGAUGGAAGUAUGAUAAUUGACAAUUCCAAAGCAAAGAAAUUUCAAGAAGAUAUAAAUAAAGUAGUGAAUCCAAAUUUUGGUUCUCUCAAAACUAUGUAUCAGAUGAAAGCAUGUAACAGUUUAGCGUCUUCAACUGCAGACAUACAAUCUGUUCCUCCAGAAUUAAAUUCUUUUAUUGAGCAACAAGAAGAAUAUAUACAACAAUUACAACAGGAAUCUCAGUUUUGCAGAAAUCAAUUAACUAAUUUAAUUCAUAAAGUUAGAGAGGUUGUAGUUGAAAAUGAAGCUCUGCAUUAUAAAAAUAAAACAGGAUUUUUCAACUGUGCUCUUAACGAGUAUAUACACGUUGAUGACAAUGAUAAUGACAAUAGUAAACGAAAAUUGUCUGUUCAAACAGAAGCCUCUGAAAUUAUAAAACCCAAAAUUUUGGAAGGUCCUAAUAUACUGUUUGAGUCAAGGAUUAGUGAGUUAGAAGCGCAACUUACUGAAGCAAAAUUAGAACUCCGUAAAACUCAAGAGGAAAGUCAGUUUAAUUUGAAACAAUUAUCUGAAAGUUGUUUAAAAAAUGAUGCAUCGAAAGUAAAAACUCAGUUGGAACAAGCAUUACAUGCUAAAUAUGAAACUGAAAUGAAAAUGGAAGAUUUACAAAAGUCUUUAGCUUUUGCACAAAAUAAGGAAACUGAGGCAGCACAGAAAGUAAAACAAACCAUAAAUGUUAUACAGCAAAUUGAAUUUGAAAAGAAUCAAUUUAAAAUAGAAAUCAAAACAUUGAAAGAAGAAUUAGAUAGACAAUGUGAUAAACUUAAAGAAGCUACUCAGGAAGCAAGUAGACGUAUUGCAGAAGAGAGACAGCAGAUAGAACGCAAAUACAAUCAUCAAGUUGAACAAUUAUCUAAUGAUGUAGCUUCCCAUUGGAAUGUGGUUAAUAAAUCUAAAUUAGAAUCAGAGAAACAACGUAGAGAGCUAACAGAACUUAAAAAAGAAUUAUCUCAGAAACAAAUACUUAUCAGUAAUUUAAAGAAAGAACUUCAAAACGAAAUAUCAAAUUUGCAAAGUAAACUAGAUGAAGCAUUAACUGAAAAGGAUGGUAUAGAACAAGAAGUUCUAGCUGCAAAAUUAGCCGCUGAACGAAAUGAAAGACAAAAUCAUCAAGAACAAAGUAGAUUACAAAUUGAAAUAAAUUCAUAUAAACAACGAUUAGAGAGAACAGAAACUGACUUAGUACAUCUUAAAAGAGAAAAUUUAAGACUUUCAGAACAAAUAACUUCUUUGGAGAAAGAAAUUAAUAUAAGUAAAUCUACAUGUCCAGAAAAUUUUUCUCUACAAGCUUCAUCGAUAUCGAAAAAUGAAAAAGAAUUAGCUUCUAUGAUAAUGGAUAUGGAAACUAAACAUGCUGCUACAGUGGCUGGUCUAGAAGAUGUCCUGAAUAAUCAGGCUACACUCGUCUCUCAACUGACCAUCGAAUGCCAAUCUCUCACACAACGUUUGGAAGCUAGUAACUUCAAGCACAAGGAAGAUAUGGCCAAUCUACAAACUAACAUAGAAUACUUAUCAGAUAAAAUACAGAAUGCUAUUAGUAAUCAACAAGAACUCGCAUCAAUGAAAAAUAAAGAUGAAUCUUUAAUAAGUUAUUCUCAUAGUGCAUCGCUUAAUUCAUCGAUAGAAACACAAAAGCCAACAGUUCCUUAUAUGGUUUAUCAAGAAUACGAUAUUAAAGCAAAUAAGUUUAUUGACAAACAUAAUAAACUUUUGGAUAACGAUUCUUCUGAUGAGAGAAAAUAUGACAUCAGAAAUGAAACAGACAAUGAUUUCAAUAAUGCAAUAAAAAAAUAUGAUGAAAACAAAAACGAAGAUAGCGAUAAAAAAAUCCAUGAUCAGCAGGAACAUAUCGAAUCAAAACAGAACCCUAAUGAAAUGACUCACAAUUUGCCUUAGUAUGCUUUAUCAGAUAUUUAUUAAAAUGAUACUGAAAAUAU